Ictalurus furcatus (blue catfish) is the source of this 792-nucleotide messenger RNA. Its product is annotated as interphotoreceptor matrix proteoglycan 1. The transcript has 6 exons. NCBI's taxonomy places the organism in Eukaryota, Metazoa, Chordata, Actinopteri, Siluriformes, Ictaluridae. Bases 361 to 792 code for a protein of 143 amino acids. The record is from RefSeq and is a predicted model, not a curated record.
GUUUAUAAAAAAAGUGACACCAGGGUGUGUAUCAGUGUGAACAACAGAACAGAAGAUUCUCUGAGAGUAUUAACAUCAUAUAAUUUACCAUCACAUCGAUUUUAUUUUCACAUUUUCUUUAUCCUGAUAUAAAGGUUAAAAAAACAUGAAAUGCCAUUUAACAAUAAUGUUUGAAAUAACAAGCAGCCAAGCGAUGAUUCACUCCCAGACUCUUUUCACGGCAUGGGUUUGACAUAAUUAUAGCAUGUAUUGUUACACCUUUAGUUAAAUAAUCCAUUUACCUGCUCUGUGUUUUACACUUGAACUGGACUGACAACUCUCCACAUCUGCUACCUGUAGACACAGGUUAUAAACACCACAAUGGACUGGAGGGUUAUUCUGGCUAUUUUGUGUCUGAUUGCCACAAGUUCUGCAGACAAUUCUACAAGUAAUUCAAAUUCAACAAACACUUCUGCAGUAGCUGCAACAUUCAACUUGGUCUUUAGCAUCAAUGAAACCUUUGUUGAAGAAAUGGCCAAUACCAGCUCUCCACAGUUCACAGCAAAAGCUACAACGAUCCGCAAUCAGCUUGAACCAAUUUACAGACAAACCUUCACAAACUUCAUCCAGAUGGUCAUUCUUGAAUUCAGGAAUGGUUCGAUUGUGACAAAUUCCACUCUUGAAUUUACUGCCAAUGGCACCAUCCCAACUAACUCCACAGUACAAGACGCCCUUGUUAAUGCGACUAGCACCAACUCAAGCUUGAACAUUAUUCCAAAUUCUAUAAAUGUCACCCAGGUUCCUGGCCUGUGA